This is a messenger RNA of Paramisgurnus dabryanus, 4057 nucleotides long. The record is from RefSeq and is a predicted model, not a curated record. NCBI's taxonomy places the organism in Eukaryota, Metazoa, Chordata, Actinopteri, Cypriniformes, Cobitidae.
AGUCUCCCAACUUAAAACUUUUGACCAUACAAAACUUUUGUAAAGGCGCAGUCGUCAGCUCAUCCUCUCGAGUGAAGAUUUAAAGAUGUCUGGAAGUAGCUCUGAUCAGGGCUCUAUUGAUAAUCCGGUCAAGUUUAAGGAUCAGGACUAUGAAACCCUACUGCAGAACUGUCUUAAAUCUGGCGUGCUGUUUUCAGACCCCAUCUUUGCAGCGAAUCAAAGCUCUCUCGGUGUACCAGUGGAUCCUGAUCCCAAAAAGGCAGUGAGGUGGCUCCGGCCAAAGGAAAUCACAAGCAAUGCUGUCUUUGUUGAGGGCACCAUGGGCACCACUGAUAUCUGCCAGGGCCAGCUGGGCAACUGCUGGUUGCUGGCCGCCCUGUCCUGUCUUACAAUGCACCCGACCCUGUUUGUCAAAGUGGUUCCAUCUGGCCAAAGCCUGAGCGAAUCGUACGCUGGCAUCUUCCACUUCAGGUUCUGGCAGUAUGGUGAGUGGGUGGAGGUGGUUGUGGAUGACAAGCUGCCUGUGAGAGAGGGCCGUCUGCUUUUCAGCUAUUCUCGCACCAGCAAUGAGUUCUGGAGCGCCCUGGUGGAGAAAGCUUAUGCCAAGCUGAUUGGAUCCUAUGGCAGUCUGAAAGGAGGUAUUAUCUCCGAGGGAAUGGAGGACUUUACAGGGGGGAUUGCAUACUCACUCCCCGUGUCUUCACGGACCCCACGUGUGCUCUGGAAAGCCAUUACUGGCGCCCUGGCCAGAGACAGCCUGAUCAGCUGCUUCAUACACGCUACAAAUGUGAAGGACAUUGGCACUGUGACACCAGACGGCUUGAUAAAAGGUCACGCCUACGCCAUCACUGAUACGAAUAAGGUCCAGAGGCAGUCUGAUGAGAUUUUACUGUUGAGGGUGCGUAACCCCUGGGGAUUUGUCGAGUACUGUGGGCCGUGGAGUGACAAGUGUAAAGACUGGGACAGUAUAGACAGCGCUCAAAAGACCAGACUUGAGUUGGCCAAAGUUGAAGAUGGAGAAUUCUGGAUUGCAAUAGAGGACUUUUGUCGACUGUAUAAUACAGUGGAAAUGUGCAGCGUGAAUCCUGACUCCAUGUCGGGAGAGGCGAGCGAGGACACGGCUUCCCCUACCUGGAGUCUGAGCUCACAUCAGGGUACCUGGGUUCCAAUGUGCUCUGCAGGAGGCAGCCGCCGGUACCCAAGAUCUUUCUGGAGAAACCCUCAGUUCCAACUGGUUUUGUCUGAGAAAGAUAUGGAUGAACAUGACUUUGUAGAGGACGAGAUUGAGGACGAAGAUCCGGCUGGAGAAGAAGAUGAAGUUUAUGUGCCGCCUCCGGUGAUCAAAACCGGGAAACAGGAAAAGAAGAAGAAGGGCACAAUAUUGGUGGAGCUCCUGCAGAAAUAUCGCAGACAAAAAGAUAAAGUCAACUUUCUUUACAUAGCCUUCCACAUCUACAAGAUCCCGCCUGAGUUGAAGGACAAACCAGGUUCUCUAGACCAGCAGUUUUUCUCCAACAACAGGCCUGUCAGUCGGUCUGGAAAGUACCGGAGCAUCAGGAGUGUCUGGAGGAAGGUGCACCUUGAACCUGGCACUUACGUUAUAAUGGCCUCCACCUUCAGGCCCAACCAGCAGGGGGAGUUCUUCCUCCGUAUUUACACCAAAACUGGCAACAUACAAGGGUUUCAGGAUUUUCCAUGUACCAGCAAUUACUCAGCGACUGUUAUGUCAAAGCCAUCUUUACCUGAGGACCAAUAUAGGGUGCAGAAGUGGUUUGAAGAGAAAGCUGGAGUGGACGACAGAGUGAAUGCUGUGCAGUUUAUGAAUCUGGUGAACUCAGUUUUGGAAAAAGACUAUGAACUUCCACUGGAGACAUGCAGACAGCUCAUAUUUGGAGAGGAUACUGGUGGCAGAGGGCGACUGAACAGAGCUCAAGCAGAGAAGCUGCUCACCUCCCUACGCAAUCUGCAGUCUAUCUUUUUCCAAUUCGACGAGGAUUCGUCUGGAACCAUGAGUCCGUUUGAACUUACUCUGGCUCUGAAUGCUGCAGGUGUGGAGGGUGACAGUGUUGUGGUGCAGAUGUUGUGGGAGAGGUUUGGCGCUGGUGAACUCUAUCUGCCCUUCUAUGGCUUUGUGUCCUGUGUUACCAGACUGCAGGUGCUCUUUGAUCUCUUCGAGGCCGAGACCAGCACAGAGGUGAAAGACAGAGGGAUCAAUGCUUGGCUGCUCAGGCUGUUGGCUAUAUGAGCCGGUUCAGACAUGACACCUCAGCAGGACAGACGUGUUAGGCCAAGACCACUCUGACGUCAUCAACCUGGGCCUGCAUCUCCAGCUCUCCAUAUCUCUCUCUCUUCGAUUUUAUUUGUGUUGUAUAUCUCUGGACCUUUGCCUUGCAGUUAUAUACACCCACAUAAUGUUUCUUCAUUUGGGCUGUAAGAUCAUGUAGGUCAUUACAGUCUGGAUACGAAAUGGACUUUGAUAUAUUCACAUUAUACACACUUCCUUAAUGCAUUCCUAAUCACCAAAAGAUUUCAGAUAUUUUAAGAGCUUUUUUAAAAUCACGCAUUAUCCAUUAUUAGUGAAUAGUUGGGGACAGUCCCAAAAUCAUCAAGAUUAUUAGAUUGCUUCAUUUAACUGUAUUUUCCAUUGUUUUUCGUCUUUUGAAAAACAGCCCCAUGAGUAAGUACUUCAGUAUUACUCAUUGGGCUGUUUUAUACAUAAGAUAAAAAAAAUGAAAGGAAACAUGAAGUUAAAUGAAGUAAUCUAAUAAUCUUGAUGAUGUUCUCCCUUUCAUAAACAUCAAAUUAUAAGUGUGUUAAUUAUAGACAUAAUAAACUCUAAUGUUCAUUGAUAUCUAAUCUGCACUCUAAUAAAUGCUGGGUUAUUUUCAACUGAGCAGCAACCCAGUUGGGUCAUAAAGGGACAAACACAGCCCAUUGGGUUGUAAUUCUACCUAUGCUAGGUUGUUUCAACCCAAAAUGCUAGGUUGUUUCAACCCAAAAUGCUAGGUUGUUUGGUCAAAAUAUACAAAUUUUCUCGGUUAAUUUAACCCAAUGGAUGGGCUUGUCACUUUUUGACCCAACGCUGUGUUGAAAAUAACCCAGCAUUUUUAUGUGUAUGCUAUAGGUUAUUUUAACCCAAAUUGCUAGGUUGUUGGGUCAAAUAUAAAAGAAUUUUGGUUAAAUUAAUCCAGUGGUUGUGCUUGUCCCUUUUUGACCCAACGCAGUGUUGAAAUAACCCAGCAUGUAUUUUGUUUGUAUGCUAGGCUGUUUCAACCCAAAAUGUUGGGUUGUUUUAACCCAUUGUUUGGUUAAAAUAUACAAAUUUUCUGGGUUAAUUUAACCCAAUGGCUGGGCUUGUCCCUUUUUGACCCAACGCUGAGUUGAAAACUAGCAUUUUUUUGUGUGUACGCUAGGCUGUUUCAACCCAAAAUGCUGGGUUGUUUUAACCCAUUGUUUGGUCAAAUAUAAAAACUUUUUGGGUUAAUUUAAACCAAUGGCUGGGCUUUUUCACCUAACCCAGCAUUGAUAAGAGUGCACACUGUAUAUCAAUGAACAUUAUAAUAAAUGUUUAAUUCAAGUCACUUCAAAUUUAAACUAUAUCCAGCUAUAUCCUGAAAUAAUUACUAAUCGCUAAUCACUUAAUAAUUACUAAUUACAGUAUAAAUAAUUGAUAUUACUUAUUCUUCAUUCUACAUUUUUAUUUUACUAGAUAUUUGGUUGCAUAUUAGUGCCUGACAACCUAUUAACUUUAAUUUUAAAUAAUAAAACUGAAUCAACAUUCAUUAAAAUUUUAUCUGGGAUUUUUAUGCAUGACAGACAGUUAUAGGAAAUUUUCAUUUCACUGUCUGGUACUGUCAUAAACCGUCACUGUUUUUUUCAUUUGUUGUUUUUGUGCAUACAUGUCGAUUCAGACUGCAGCCGUACCAGCUGCGAUUUGCUUUUAGAAGUCAAAUUCUGCAAUGCUAAUAAUGCAUUUAAAAGUGUGGUCUCAUAAUGCUUGUCAUACUUGUUGUACCAAGAAGCAUAAUUGCUUUUUUCUCAUAAAGCAUGACUCUUA